Molecule: messenger RNA, 2073 nt
Organism: Uncinocarpus reesii 1704
Lineage: Eukaryota; Fungi; Ascomycota; Eurotiomycetes; Onygenales; Onygenaceae
Exons: 3
Coding region: 1-2073 (690 amino acids)
Biological process (GO): DNA-templated transcription; regulation of DNA-templated transcription
Molecular function (GO): DNA-binding transcription factor activity, RNA polymerase II-specific; zinc ion binding; DNA binding
Source: RefSeq, a predicted model, not a curated record
AUGAAGCUGAAAUGCAAUCGCGAGAGGCCUUGCUCAAACUGCGCUAACCGUGGCGUACUCUGCGAGCGCGCGUACUCUGUCAAUCCGCAAGGACGCUCAUCCUCCUCAGGCCAUAACCAUGAGGAGAUUCUCUCGCGGAUAGAGCGGCUUGAGAAGCUCGUCGGUCGAUCUGGCGGUCUAGGAACCAACGGUUUACCCGACAAGGAGAUAUCGGUUCAGUGCCCUGUGGCUGAUGCCCGGUCGCACAUCAUAGAAGAAGAGGGUGACACUAGAUGGCUUGAAGGAGUAGGGACUCGUGGAGGCACAUUGCUGCCAGGUCUGUCAAGUGGUAUAACUUUCCAAGCUAUCCCCAUCCAGGUUGCCAUUGAGCAAUCUACCAGCCCGAUGGAAGCUGUGAAGAAUGUCUGGCUGCCGCCCAAGCGCGAGGCUCUCUGGCUGUUCGAAGACUACACUGAGCAUGUUGCAUACCUCCACCACAUUGUCCAUAUCCCUACUGUACGCAACAUUAUCCACAAUCUAUACCGGAAUCUGCAACUUGGCUUGCCUAUUCAGCCAAGUCAUGUUGCCUUGCUCCUUAGCAUGUUUGCCAGUACAGCAUAUAUGCUGAGCUCGUCCAAUUGUUCAGAGGUUCUUUUCUCAAAUCUGCAAAAUGCUAUCCAAUGCUCUUUUCUGUGGUGUAAAUCUGCCCUGGAUGUCUUAGAGCAUUCUAAUCGCACCACAGCUGGUUCUAUUGAGGACAUUCAAGCAACUAUUAUUCUGGCUUUUGUGGUUUUCAACUUUGAAGGGUUUACUGCCAGAUUCCGUAUCCUAAGCAGCAGCGCUCUCUCAAUGGCAAGGGAUCUUGCGCUUCACCGUAUCGAUGCUGAAGUGCAGGCGCCACGUACCGGCGCAGAGAAGCCAAUACAAGUCGAGAUCAAACGGCGGGUGUGGUGGCACAUGGUAUCCACCGACUGGUUGCUCGCUCUAGCUGGGGGACCCCAGGAGGGAACGUAUCUGAUCCAUCCAGCGCAUAUGCGAGUUUGUUAUCCACGCAACAUCGAUGAUUUGGAUGAUGUUGAUGAUGUGGCUGCAGAACGACAUACCUUGGGAGAUGAUCCUUCAUUGUCCCAACCAACAGCAAUGACCUACUCAAUCCUGCGAAUCCGCCUGGCUGAGAUUUGCAGAAGUGUGGUGGACGCCGUUCCACCUCAGUUUACUGAUUGGGGUCGAGUCAACUACGAUGAUAUAAUUACGCUAGAUGGUCAAUUCGAACAAUAUUUACGAGAUCUACCUUCCUUCUUCUGCCUCGAUGAAGCCAGUCUUCACAAGAGCCGCGAAAUUGACCAAAAAUAUCCACAACUCGCUGUUCAGCGGUAUAUAAUCUGCAGCACGUUCCAUUCUCGACGGUUCAAGCUGAACCAGCCUUUCCUUAUCCGCGCUUCCUCUGACGGCCGCUAUAAGUAUUCAAGGGAGGCCUGCUUAAGGUCGGCACGCACUGUGAUCAAGAUCAAAUGGUUGCUUGAACAUGACGGAUCUCCCUUUGCUUCAACCCACGUUCGCUUGGCCACCUUCUUACACACGCUGUUCCUAGCCACCGCCGUGCUUGUAAUGGACUUGUGUGUGAAUAAAAAUGACGGCAUGGAACAGGAAUCCGCGCGAUGGGCGGAGGUUGUGGAGGCAUGUCGUAUGCUACAAGAGGCUGAAAAGAAAUCACCCAUGGCCACUAAAUUCCUGGAGCCUCUGGUCGACAUCCUCAAAAAAUAUCAUACUCAGUUACCUUUCAUUUCGUCAUCGUCUACAGCCGCCCUGCUUCCUCUAUCGGCAGCUCCCUCCUAUGGGAUUUCGACUACGACCGGCUUGGAUCGCCCUUCAGUGAAUCCAACGCCGAUGCAAUCCAUUCCGUCAAUUCAAAGCGAUCAAAUUCACGCCGACGCAGUCGAUACUAACGGCGAUCUCAAGGAGGGCGAUAUCUUCAAUCCUAAUAGCGACAUUUUUGAUGAAAUGUGGCGGAGUUUUAUCGAUAUGGACCAGCAUAUUGUGCCACUUGUUGGGCUCACCGAUUCUUCAUACUUGAGGCAGCCUGAGUCGCACUGA